AAAUAUUCUCAUAUAAGAACGGAACGUCUAUUCUUGUAAAUUCAUAUUUUUUACUCAUUUUGUGGGCAAUUAACAUUCUGCUUUAUCACGCCGAUAUCGGAGUCUACCCCCUAAAUAUUUAGCCAUGCUGAAAAUAAAAGAGGUAUUAAAGUAGAAGUAGCCUGUGUAAAUAAGGGAUUGGACAAAGCGCUAUAAAGGUUGGAUCGGACUGACAUCACCGGGAUACUUCCGGUUUAAACUAUACAAUUCAAGCAGUUGCAGCUACAUUUUUAUGAUCAUAAGACUUUUAGUUCCAUCUUUCUUCACCGUACGCGCUGCGAUCGAAAUUCCGCAAAUCUUACAUCACUGUCCACUGGGUUUAUUUGGGUUUACUACUGUGCACUUGUGCACUAUUGUGCACGUCGGAUCAAACGAGAUAGGAUGUAGUUUUAUCAAUUAAAUCGCUGCCGAUUGUUAUUUGACAAUGGAAAACGAUCGCUGGACGAUCGUUUACGUUGCCAACGAGAACAAGGAGUUGACGGUGAGCCUCGGCCACGAUCAAACCAUCGAAGACCUCUGCAUCAAGGUUUGCAGACAACUGGGCAUCGGGCCGGUGGCCAGGCACCUCUUUGCGCUUAGGAAUCACAGCACAAAGCUAUGGUAUCCAGUGGGUCAUACAUUGUCAUCAAAAGACAAGAAGUUCGAUUUUCGGCUAAGAUUCAAGCCAUCGAGUAUACAGAGGUUAAAACACAUUGAUGGGAAUGCAUACAAUUAUUAUUUUCAACAAGCAAGGGCUGAUGUGAUGGAGAACAAGGUGCCAGAUAUCGUUUAUGAGAAGCAUAAACAGGAGCUGAUCGGGCUUGGAGUCAGUGAUAUGUACAGAGUAAUGUUGGAGAAGAAGAUACCGAGAGAAACAGUCGAGUCCGAAUACCGUAAAUACAUCCCGAAGGAAUGCAUAAAGCGUCACGCGUUCUUCAUAAAGAAGCCCAUACACAAUGCUCUACGAAAGAUAAGCGGGUACGAUGCGAAUUACGUGAAAGAACAAUACUUAAAACAGUUCGAAUCGAUGGCGCCCAAUUAUCCGUACGAGGAGUACGAAGCAUUGAUGCAUCGUGAUCUGCAGAAUGUCCCUUUAAAAAUCACGAUCCGAGUGAACUGCGAGGAAGUGAAAUACUCCUCGCAGAGCGGUGGGAGCCCCUCUCCUUGGACCACUCUCUGCCUGAUCGAGGACCUCUGCUUCGUCUCCAUCAGACAGGACAACACCGUAGAGAUCUCAAGGAAAAACGGUAUUCCCUCCUAUUUAAAAUUCUCAAAAAGCUCCCAAUUAACAUCGUUCGUCUCGGCAUUGGAUGGUUAUUAUCGUCUGGCGGUGAAGUGGACGUUCAACCUCUGCGGCGAGCUCGUCGCACCGUCGUUAGAGCGGCUACACAGGAUGAAGUGCCACGGACCGGUGGGCCAAGAAUUCUCUUAUUCAAAGUUAAAAGAGAAAAGAGGCGACAAAGCCGGCGCGUAUAUCCUACGGGAAAGCGAGACGGAAUAUAAUGUAUAUUACUUAGACGCUUGUAACAAGAAUGGGAAGUUAUUUUCGAAAAGGAUCGAAGAGAACCUAAGCGAAUUUGUAAUAAACAAUGUAGAAGGUGUGUUCAGCUCUCUUAAUCAGUGCGCGUCAGCUUUCCACGACUCUGAGGGACGACCUUAUCUCUGUGAGUGUUUGCCACCCUCUGAAUACGACAAGUCGCUUUUACUUCUAUGCGCUCCCGAGAGUUCCGCGAGUGAAGUAGCGGCCGACGAGGAGAUCGUUUCAUCUGUUCUCGAAACCGGACCGCGUUGCGUGCCACGAAAUCAAUUAGAAAUACCAUAUAAAUCGUUUUUAAACUCCGUUUCGAGCGAAACAACGCCGACGACGUCGAGGAGGGCGAUCUGGAGGUUGGCCAAGGGGAAGAAGCUGGAGAUCGCGUUGAAGCUGUUGAAACAGGAAGAGGAGCCGAGCUGCACCAAGGAGUUCCUGGCAUUGGCUGGUAAAUGGGCGCAGCUCAGAUCCGACAGUUUAGUCAGAUUGUACGGAUUGACGGUGACACCUGUCAUCGGGAUGUUGCUGGAACUGGUGCGCAAGGGUCCAUUGGAUGAAUAUUUGAGAAGCUGCCCGCAGAGCAUUAAAACCGUGGACAUGGUCGAGGCAACGGCGUGUUUAGCGACCGCUCUGUGGCAUUUAGAAGAGAACGGCGUCGUGCAUGGGAAUAUAAGGUGCAACAAGCUGCUGGUGCAUGCUCACACAUUGAACAGUUUUGUCGUGAAACUGUCGGACCCGGGGAUCUUCGUCUACAAGGACACGGACAUCCACUGGCUCCCACCGGAAGCGUACAACGACCCGGACUCGGCUAGGCACAGCUUCCAGGCGGACGUCUGGUCGGUCGGCACGACGAUCUGGCAGAUAUUCGCGAGAGGGGCGACGCUCCAAGAAUUUAAAGACGCCUCAGUGAUGAAGCGGUACUACGAGUCGGGCAAGCGGCUUCCGAACCCUAUCGACUGCCCCACGGAGGUCUAUAGAUUGAUGCGGGAGUGCUGGGGCGAGGGGAACGGGUCCAGGAAACAGCCGCAAGCCAUAAUGAGAGACAUCAACCAGAUAUUGUAUCAGGUGUACAAUUCUAGGCGGAGCCAUUCGUACGCCACGGCGUUUCCCAAGCAGUUCAGCUCGGAGUUGAAAAAGCAGGACAAUCCGGAGAACUCGGAUUCGAGCGACAGCAGGUCGUUGAACAGCGAGUCGAGGAGCAGCAGCUUGAUGACGGAGAAUACUAGCCUGCAGUGGAACGAUACUGACGAGAGCACCCAUGGUGAGGUGACCGUUGACAAUUGCGUCGGGAGCACGGAAGAACUCUCGGCUUACCUCGGCUGGUUGUCGAACGGCACGAGGGAUACCGACUGCAACGACGUUUCGGAUAUCGAACGAAUCGAACAUUCGACACAGCUCCGUUUGAGCCACGAUCUGGACGAGAUCAACGAAAGCGGCGGAGCCGGGGAGGAUUCUGCUGGGAAUCAUAAUGGAUCUCUUGGACAGAUGAGGGGGAUUUACGAGCUGGACAUCGACUGUAAUGUGAUAUUACAGGGGAGAAUUGGUCAAGGGUUUUAUGGAGAGGUUUACAGGGGGACGUUGGAGAGGGAGAACGGGAAGGAUUGUGAACCGCAACAGGUUGCUGUUAAGAAGCUGAAGACGAAAGCGUUGGAGGCUGAUAUUAGGGAUUUCGAAAGGGAGAUUGCUAUUAUGAAGACUCUGAAGCAUCCGAACGUCGUGGAAAUUCUCGGCGUGAUCUCCGAGCCCGAGGUUUGCCUGGUGAUGGAAUACGUAAAGCACGGCUCGUUGCAAAGUUAUUUGACAAUUCACAAACAAGAAUUGUCGCACAAACGAUUGUUAGGCUUUGCGUUGGACAUUGCCACGGGCAUGGACUACUUGGGAAGCAUGAACAUAGUCCACAGGGACUUGGCUGCGAGGAAUAUCUUAGUCGCCGAUGAAACCAAAGUGAAGAUCAGCGAUUUCGGGCUGGCCCAAGUCACCGGACAAAACGAAUAUUAUAUUCUGCAGACUGACAGAGGGCUGCCCAUCAAAUGGUAUGCGCCAGAGAGCAUCAGCUACGGUAAAUUCUCUACAAGAUCCGACGUCUGGUCGUUCGGGGUGACGAUGUACGAGACGUUCGCGUUCGGCGAAGAGCCCCAGCUCCCCGGGCUCGAUUCGACAGCCUGUAAAGGCAAUCGGAUGCAGACGAACGAGGAGGAGAUAAAAAAGGGUAACACGGAGCUGCUGGCAGCGUUGGAAAGGGGAACAAGGCUGCCCUGCCCUUUGACCUGUCCUCAGGCGAUCUACGUUAAGCUGAUGUACCCCUGUUGGCACCUCGAGAGCCAUCAGAGGCCCGACUUCGCUACCCUUUGCCGGGAUAUCAGGGAACUCCUUGCUCAAUACUAAAUUCUCAAGGUUUGAUUGAUUAUCGACGGACGCGGGGAUUGGAUAUUCGAAUUGUAAUACCGGAGAUUUCAAAUCGAGAAAUUAACUUCGACGCGUGCUCGACAGAAUUAAAUAAUUGUAAAUAGUAGGUGAAUUAAGAUUUUUUUUAAACAUGUAAAACAGAAUUAUAAUACAAGAAAUUUCCCUUCUUUUUUUUCCUUUCCUGGUUUUACCAAUCGUUUAGGUGACGAUUCUCUUCUAUUGCGCUCUUAGGUUGAAACUCAUGCAUUCCAGGAGACUCUAUAUCUCGAGAGAGAGGAUCAAAUUCGACUAACGACUUAUAAGACAUGGUUAUGAGGUAUAAUACUUUAACUCUUCGUUUGUAUUUUCUUUUUAUUUGCUUAUCAUUCUGUUGACAAUAAAAUUGCAAAUGCAUAGACAGAUUUA
Messenger RNA from Ceratina calcarata, 4360 nucleotides. It is a transcript of the gene hop, whose product is annotated as tyrosine-protein kinase hopscotch. The transcript has 7 exons. Lineage: Eukaryota; Metazoa; Arthropoda; Insecta; Hymenoptera; Apidae. Bases 464 to 3934 code for a protein of 1156 amino acids. Gene Ontology annotation, molecular function: cytokine receptor binding; ATP binding; non-membrane spanning protein tyrosine kinase activity. The record is from RefSeq and is a predicted model, not a curated record. Gene Ontology annotation, cellular component: cytoskeleton; cytosol. Gene Ontology annotation, biological process: cell surface receptor signaling pathway via JAK-STAT; protein phosphorylation; cytokine-mediated signaling pathway.